Messenger RNA from Chenopodium quinoa (quinoa), 2692 nucleotides. RefSeq names its product DEAD-box ATP-dependent RNA helicase 37-like. The transcript has 7 exons. The record is from RefSeq and is a predicted model, not a curated record. Gene Ontology annotation, cellular component: nucleus. Gene Ontology annotation, molecular function: ATP binding; RNA binding; RNA helicase activity. NCBI's taxonomy places the organism in Eukaryota, Viridiplantae, Streptophyta, Magnoliopsida, Caryophyllales, Amaranthaceae. Bases 342 to 2210 code for a protein of 622 amino acids.
AAAAAACGACACCCCAUCAAAAAGUUCACCCUGGGCUGAGAAAGAGAGAGAAAGGGCGAUGAGAGAGUCCGCCGUUCACCUUAUAAUUAGGACACCCACCCGCACUGUUUUCCCUUUUUUUUUCUUCCUCAUCACUUUAGAGAGAGAAACCCAAACCUUUUCAUUUUAAGAUUUUUAGAGAGAGAAUUCCUCACAUACACAAUCAUUCUCACAGAUCUAUCUAUAUCUUCGUUUUCAGAUAUUUUCGCCUUUUUUCUGAUCUAUUCUUUCAAAAAUACAAAUUAGGGUUUCUUCGUUUUCCUCCUUUUUAAGGUUUAUCUUGGUAUUGAAAGUCAAUUUGUAUGAUGAGAACUUCAUGGGCGGAUUCCGUGGCGGCAGCCGAGAAUGAAAAUGGAGGUACCGGUGGUACUGCUAGGCCGACGAAGGCUACCUAUGUACCGCCACAUCUUCGUAACAGGCCGCCAUCGGCAGACUCGUCUGCUGCCCCGCCACAAGCUGCACCACCUCAGGUUAAUGAUAGGCCUGUCUUAGCUGGGCCGCCUGGUGGACGUUGGGCAGGUGGGAGACCCGACUUUGUUCGUGGAGGCGGUGGCGGUGGAGGAGGUGGUUAUGGUGGUGGUCGAGGAGGUGGAGCUGGAUGGAAUAACCGGGGUGGAGGUUGGGACCGUAGGGAGCGCGAAGUUAAUCCUUUUGCUAAUGAUGUUGACGAUGAACCGGAGCAGGUGUUUGGUGAGCCGGAGAAUACCGGCAUCAACUUUGAUGCUUAUGAGGAUAUCCCUGUGGAAACUAGUGGGGAUAAUGUGCCACCCCCUGUAAAUACAUUUGCAGACAUAGACCUUGGAAAUGAGCUUAAUGCAAACAUUAGAAGAUGCAAAUAUAUUAAGCCUACCCCGGUUCAACGCCAUGCUAUUCCAAUUUCCCUUGCUGGACGGGAUUUGAUGGCAUGUGCUCAGACUGGUUCGGGAAAAACUGCAGCUUUCUGCUUUCCUAUCAUUAGUGGUAUAAUGAAGAGUCAGCAGACAGCUCCGAAACCUCGUGGAUUUCGUACUGUCUUUCCACUUGCUCUUAUUCUAUCUCCAACUAGGGAGUUGUCAGUGCAGAUAAAUGAGGAAGCUAAGAAAUUUGCAUACCAAACUGGUGUCAGGGUGGUGGUAGCAUAUGGAGGAGCACCAAUCAGCCAACAGUUGCGAGAGCUUGAAAGAGGAGUUGAUAUUCUUGUUGCUACCCCUGGAAGACUGGUAGAUUUACUAGAGAGGGCUAGAGUGUCACUUGAAAUGAUUAAAUACCUGGCACUUGAUGAGGCUGAUAGAAUGCUCGAUAUGGGAUUUGAGCCCCAAAUUAGAAAGAUAGUUGAACAGACAGAUAUGCCACCCCGAGGUGUUAGACAGACUAUGCUGUUCAGUGCAACUUUCCCAAAGGAAAUACAGAGGCUGGCAUCUGACUUUCUGUCUAAUUACAUUUUCCUGGCUGUUGGAAGGGUGGGGUCAAGUACUGAUUUGAUUGUUCAGAGGGUUGAGUUUGUGCAUGAGUCUGAUAAGAGGAGCCAUUUGAUGGAUCUUAUUCACGCACAGAGAGCUAAUGGAGUACAGGGGAAGCAAGCAUUGACCCUUGUUUUUGUGGAGACUAAGAAAGGUGCUGAUGCAUUGGAGCAUUGGUUGGGUAUUAAUGGCUUCCCAGCAACUAGUAUCCAUGGUGAUCGAACACAGCAGGAAAGAGAACUUGCAUUAAGGUCAUUUAAAAGUGGAAAUACUCCUAUUCUGGUCGCAACUGAUGUGGCUGCUCGAGGUCUUGAUAUUCCUCAUGUUGCACAUGUGAUCAACUUUGAUCUCCCAAAUGACAUCGAUGAUUACGUCCAUCGGAUUGGACGAACAGGACGAGCUGGGAAAAGUGGAUUGGCUACAGCUUUUUUCAAUGAAAAUAAUCAGUCGCUAGCUAGACCGCUUGCUGAGCUGAUGCAAGAAGCAAACCAGGAAGUUCCUGAUUGGUUGGUUCGUUAUGCAUCACGUGCAUCCUAUGGUGGAGGCAGAAACAGGCGAGCUGGGGGUGGUCGCUUUGGAGGUCGUGACUUUAGGAGGGAUGGUGGCGGCUUCAACAGAGGUGGUGGAGGCUCUGAUUACUAUGGUGGGAGCAACAGUGGCGGGAGUCACUAUGGCGGUGGCGGCGGUGGUGGAGGUGGCUAUAAUCCUGGUGCAUCUAGUGCCUGGGAUUAACCUUGCUAGCUGUAUCAAUGUUGAAUUCUCUCACCUCCUGGUAUAUACGCAUGAUUUUGUGGUAAUUUGUUCUUGUGUUCGCUCAAAGUGCUGGAAUUGAAAUUUUUAUAGGCUUGGGGCGUCAAGCAACGCGGGUUUGUAGAACCCCAUAUUUAGUCUGUCAGAGUUAGAUGUGUGAUAUUCACUAGGGAUUGUUAUACACUAACAUCUUAGGCUAUUGCUGGUUUAUGCCAUCAAGCUUAGGGCUUUCCUUCCAUUUCUUGUAAUGUUCUUGCUAGGGCUCUCUUGGGGUUGGAUAUAUUGGGGAGGUGAAAAUAUGAGGAAAGUACUGCUUUUUUGCCGUUGGUUCUCAAUUGGGCACUAUUUACUUCAGCUUCGUGACCCUCUUUUUUCUUUUCUUGUUAGUUUCAGUAUGAAAAAUUACUACUACACUAUUGUAUAAAUUCUAGCAGGAAAUAAAUUCUCAACGUUUUUCUGCAGAA